Molecule: messenger RNA, 1076 nt
Organism: Colletes gigas
Lineage: Eukaryota; Metazoa; Arthropoda; Insecta; Hymenoptera; Colletidae
Gene: PIH1D1
Product: PIH1 domain-containing protein 1-like
Exons: 7
Coding region: 78-1025 (315 amino acids)
Biological process (GO): rRNA processing; box C/D snoRNP assembly
Cellular component (GO): R2TP complex; cytoplasm; ribonucleoprotein complex
Source: RefSeq, a predicted model, not a curated record
GAAGCGAAUUAAUCCUUUCUAUACAUUAAAUUAGAACAAAGAACGUAUGAUUGAAGUAAUUCGCAACAUUUCGAAUCAUGAAUAACAGAACGUAUCUCGAUGUUGAUGAUACAAUAUUAACGAAAAUUUUAACACUACCUGAAAAUGCAUCACAGAUUGACAAUAUAAACAAACAACCUAAUUCAAAACCUUUCUUCAUUAUUCAGCCUACACCUGGCAUAUGUGUGAAAACAAAGACAGACAGCGGAGAAAAAAUCUUUUUAAAUAUAUGUACAUCCGAUAAAAUACCAGCACCUGAAGAUAUAUCUGAUGUAAAACUGUUUGAGAUAUUGUCAGAGGAAAAUCCAAAUUUUGCAGUACCUAUGAGUAUUGGCAGUGAAAGGCUGGAAUCAGAUAGAGGUGGAUCACCCUGUAUAACAUAUGAUAUUGCAAUUAAUACAGCAUAUUUUGAAAAAUGUCAAGAGAAAAAGAAUUUUUUACUGUUUACAAUAUCGGUUAUAAUGGAUGGUAUAUCGGAUAAGUUUAAGAAGACCUUAAAUGCAGAGGAAUAUGUAAUCCUUAAAAAUCGGAAGGUCAUGGGAAAAUUACAACAGCAUAGAAUUGAAAAUCGCGAACCCCGAACUUACUCGCAAAUUAAAAAACCACUUAUCGAGGAAAUUAAGUCUCCUGCUAAAAGUACAUAUGGAAAAGAAACUGAUGUUAAUCAAUCGGAAAAUGUUCCUCUAGAGUCUACUGUCGAUUCCAAACUAAAUUAUCUGUUAUUAAAACAACCUUUAGAAAAAACAGCAACACAUUUGAUUGGUUUAUUUCAAAUGCCUAAAGGGGUUACUGGUAAAGAUGUGGAAGUACUUUUGGAUGAAAAUCGUAUUGUAAUUACUGUCGAUAAAACUAAUCUAACAUAUGACCUUUCAGUUCCAUAUACUAUAAAUAUAAUGCGCGUAAAAUGUCUUCUAGAUAAAGAUCUUAGGGUAUUAAGAUUAGACAUGCCUGUACAAAGUACUUUAGACAGUGUACAAAGUUACUAAGCAAUAAAUAUAAACGGAAUAAUUUUAUUAAUUGUUUUAUUAUAACAAAAA